CUCGUCUGAGCUUUGCUUUUGGAACGAGUUGCCAGUGGCAGCCACCCACCACAGAGCAGGACACGAACGUCACUCGACCAUAUAAUAAAGGGGACCAAACUGCCACUCGGAACCUUGCGUCUGUAAAACCAGCAGGCAGGAGAGACCCUCGUCAAGUUGCAAACUCGCAACAACGAAAUGGCUGGCAUCAUGAAGGAAGCUUCGGUUGAGCUGCUGCCGCUUGAAGGCCAUAGCUCGUUCUUCCAUGGGAAAUAUGGGAUAGAGCCCUGCUCGCUACGGGGCCUGGUGCGCGUCACCCAACCGUUCCGCCACCCAUUGCACCUCGUUGACACGACCGUGACUUUCGAGGGCAAGUCCGCGUCCUCCUCAGAGGAAAUCGUCUGCGUAGACUUCCACUCCUCGGUGCUGGCGGAAGGUCACGAGCGCAAACUGCCCUAUGGAACGCACGACUUUGAGUGGAUCGUUGAGCUCUCCACGGACCCAUUGCUCCCACCUUCACGGAAAGUGAUGUCCCAAUCUGGACCGUAUCAUCGAAAGACCCACCGCAUAAAGUACCAUCUGCAUGCCGCACUCGCGUAUCACGGCAUGGUGGGACGAGUCAAGAAGGAAGUGUCGAUCCCUAUGGAACCAUUUCUUGUGUGGCCCACUGCAGAGUUGCUGAUACCUGCUCCGCACCGAUGGGAAGCUGUGACCCCGUCCGUACAAUAUGACAUCUCUGUGUCGAGUACCAUUUUGGGACCAGGAGAUGCGUUCGAUUUUGCUUUCAGGAUUGUAUCGCGUGGAUACAUGAUCAACAACGUCAAGCUCACUAUCAGCGAAUACUGCGAUGAGCCUCAGCCGUCGAGUAUCAGUAUGUCGGACGCUCUGCACAACGCGGGUAAAAGAAAGCUGCUAUCGUGGGACUGGAAGUCCGUGAGCUACGAUCGGACCGAAGAUUUCUUCGAUGCUCAGACUCAUUCAGUCGUGUUCCCAGCUGGAAGCCGACCCAACCCCACAACGCUACCCUCGGAGGCGUUCCAAACGGCCAACGUGCACCAUCAAAUGAAAGUGUCGAUCCACUUCGACGACGCACCAACCCUCACAUUGAAGGUUCCCGUCACCGUCCUGCCAAUGCCCGUCACCGAUGCAAAGAAGGCUUUGAUUGAUGUUGCCCGAAACCCCGCAGCCAUACCAUCAGACCAAGCAACUCAACUGACUUUGAGAAGACAAGGCGGAAGCCUAAAAGUCUCACCCGACCAAAGCCCCUCCGCCAACGGCGACACCAACAACCCGACUCCCACGGGUGAAUUUCCCAACACCCAACAACCCCUCCGCAAAGCAACAACCAUCAAACGCCGCGAAACCAACGCCACCGUCUCCGCCCUCGAACGCACCUCCACCGUGCGUCCCGCCCAACCCCUGCCCUCUCCGCCAGGACCACCAGUACCCGACCUCUCCGCCGCCCUUUCCAGCCUCGAAAAAACCCUUAUCGCAACCAUGCAGCAGAACCAAGAAGCGACGAUGAAGAAGCUGAUCGAGGUGGAAGUGGAGCAGAAACGUAUGCUCCGCCGGGUGUUUGAGCUGGAGAACCUUGUUAAAAGUCUGCAGGAGGAUUCUAACGGCCAUGGGGUGAAUGCUGCGUAUGAUGGGCAGUUUUCGGAGACGGGAAGUGUGAGGAGCUCGAAGAGUAAGAUUAAGGGGUUCAAGAACUUCUUUGGGUGAAGAGCUCGGACAAAGCAACGACAUUGGGAGGCAAGGCACCCCCUACAUUUAUCAUUUUCAUGUCACGCACAAUAGGCAUAUGUACAUCGAGCAUAGGAGACGCUGGUAGAUUGUACAUAGCAGAGUCUCAUACCAUCGGCUUACCUCCAGUGUAUACAUCGUAGAACAACGAGUAUAGACAGUCUGAGUCAUUUGUACAAACGCCGUUGCCUUUGCUUUUCGACGAAGCUGGUCA
Molecule: messenger RNA, 1936 nt
Organism: Fimicolochytrium jonesii
Lineage: Eukaryota; Fungi; Chytridiomycota; Chytridiomycetes; Spizellomycetales; Powellomycetaceae
Exons: 4
Coding region: 178-1701 (507 amino acids)
Source: RefSeq, a predicted model, not a curated record